GCCCACCUGGAAGGCCUUCGCCAGGCUGAGGCCGCGGUGCCGCAUGAGGUACGCGGUGCAGACGGCGGCCGAGCGGCUGCGGCCGUUCUUGCAGUAGACUAGGCAGGCGCCGCCGGCGCGCACCGCGGCCUCCAUGGCGGCGCAUGUGGGCUCCAGGUGCGCCAGCAGGUCCUCAGCCGGGUCGUCGAACACGGGCACGCGCAGCUCUGCCACGCCGGGCGCGCGCGGGCCGGGCUGCUGGCGGGAGACGUUGACGCACAGCGUGACUCCCGCGCGCGCCAGCUGCUCCUCCGCGCCCGCGGCUCGCGCGCUCCCGAGGAAGAGUGAGGGCGCGACGCGCACGAACGGUGGAGGAGUUGGCUCUGUCUCUGGCCAAAAGUGAAGGCCACACUCCCGUGACUGCUCUGGGAAUGAGCUUGGUGUCUAAUAACCCACGAAGGAGAGAGCACUUUGGAAGCCUCCUCUGUUCUCUCAUGGCCAUAAGGGGAAGCCAGCCUUGGGUGAAAGCAGAGGAGAUGGGAGAGCCAAGGUCCUUGAUGCCACUGUUGGGCCACUGAAAUGAAUCAAACAAAACCUGAAGUCCCUCCUCCUCCUGGACUGUUUCAUGAAUCAUCAUCACCCUUUAUGGUUGGACGAUGGUUGAGGAAGGCCCAGCUGUUUCCCACCAUGGUGCCUCUGUACAUCCCAGUCCAGUUCCUGAAAUGCGCUCUGUAGCCUGGAGAGCUCCUGCGCAUCCUGUGAAGCCCCAUCAAGAAUCCUCUCUCCUGCAGUCCUUCCCCGAGGCCCUCGGUCCAAGACAGCCAAUCCCUCUUCUCUGCGGUGACUUGCGGCCUCCCUCAUCUCGUUCCCUCCGCAGGCCUCGAGUUACCCUUGCGCCUUCCACAUUUACUGAAUGAACAAAGGCCGGGGCUGGAAUCAGGCAGGGCUUGAGCAAGCCGUGGCUCCACGUGCUAGGUUGGAAGACCACAGACAUGGAAGGGGCCCAUGCCUCCCUUAGCUUAGAGGACGAAGUCUCUGGGGCUGGCAGCCCCCAACGCCCGCUAGAGGGGAAGGGCGGCGAGACCCCUGCUGCCGAGGAGCCGGGGUCCCUGAAGAACUAUGCUGUCUUCGCCACAAGGGAUGUUUCAGCAGCCCCUGAGAAGGAAGAGGAGGAAGCUGAGGGCCCGCUGAGGGCGCAGGACCUGAGGGAGUCCUACAUCCAGCUCGUCCAGGGUGUGCAGGAGUGGCAGGAUGGUUGCAUGUACCAGGGGGAGUUUGGGUUGAACAUGAAGCUUGGAUAUGGCAAAUUCUCUUGGCCCACAGGCGAGUCAUACCAUGGGCAGUUUUACCGGGACCACUGCCAUGGCCUGGGUACCUACAUGUGGCCAGAUGGCUCCAGUUUCACGGGCACAUUUUACCUCAGCCACCGAGAAGGCUACGGCACCAUGUACAUGAAGACACGGCUUUUCCAGGGGCUGUACAAAGCGGACCAGCGGUUUGGGCCAGGCGUCGAGACCUACCCCGAUGGCAGCCAGGACGUGGGGCUGUGGUUCCGAGAGCAGCUCAUCAAGCUGUGCACCCAGAUUCCCAGUGGCUUCUCCCUCCUCAGAUACCCUGAGUUCUCCAGCUUCAUCACCCACAGCCCUGCCAGGAUCAGCCUCUCAGAAGAGGAGAAAACGGAGUGGGGACUGCAGGAGGGACAGGACCCCUUUUUCUAUGACUAUAAGCGGUUUCUUCUGAAUGACAACCUAACGCUGCCUCCAGAAAUGUACGUCUACUCGACCAACAGUGACCACCUGCCCAUGACAAGCUCUUUCCGCAAAGAGCUGGACACCCGCAUCUUCCUCAAUGAAAUUCCUCCGUUCGUUGAGGAUGGAGAACCGUGGUUCAUAAUCAAUGAGACCCCUUUGUUGGUCAAAAUCCAGAAGCAAACUUACAAGUUCAGGAACAAGCCAGCUCACACCAGCUGGAACAUGGGCGCCAUCCUGGAGGGGAAGCGCAGCGGCUUUGCACCCUGCGGGCCCAAAGAGCAGCUUUCCAUGGAGAUGAUCCUAAAGGCUGAGGAAGGGAACCACGAAUGGAUUUGUAGGAUCCUGAAGGACAACUUUGCUAGUGCUGACGUGGCGGACGCAAAGGGCUACACUGUGCUUGCUGCGGCUGCUACUCACUGCCACAACGACAUUGUCAACCUUCUCCUGGACUGUGGGGCCGACGUGAACAAGUGCUCAGAUGAGGGUCUCACGGCACUCAGCAUGUGUUUCCUCCUCCACUACCCCGCCCAGUCCUUCAAGCCCAAUGUUGCUGAACGGACCAUACCUGAGCCCCAGGAACCUCCAAAAUUCCCAGUUGUUCCAAUCCUUUCAUCAUCAUUUAUGGACACAAACCUGGAGUCUCUGUACUAUGAGGUGAACGUGCCUUCCCAGGGUAGCUAUGAGCUGAGGCCACCGCCAGCACCACUGCCACUGCCACACGUCUCAGGCAGCCAGGAGGGCGGCCACUUCCAGGACACCGGGCAGUGUGGGGAGUCCGUGGACCACAGGAGCAGCUCUCUGAAGGGGGACUCCCCGUUGGUGAAGGGCAGCCUUGGCCAUGUGGAAAGUGGGCUCGAGGACGUGUUGGGAAACACAGACCGGGGCAGUCUGUGCAGUGCUGAGACGAACUUUGAGUCCAACGUGUGUGUGCGCAACUUCUCCAUCGAGCUCUCGCAGGCCAUGCUGGAGAGAAGCGCCCAGUCCCACAGCUUGCUGAAGAUGGCCUCGCCCUCACCGUGCACCAGCAGCUUCGACAAAGGGACCAUGCGGAGGAUGGCGCUGUCCAUGAUCGAGCGGAGGAAGCGCUGGCGGACCAUCAAGCUGCUGCUGCGCCGGGGCGCGGACCCCAACCUGUGCCGCGUGCCCAUGCAGGUCCUGUUCCUUGCUGUGAAGGCCGGGGACGUGGAUGGGGUGAGGCUGCUGCUGGAGCACGGGGCGAGGACCGACAUCUGCUUUCCGCCGCAGCUGCGCACCCUGACACCACUCCACAUUGCUGCCGCCCUUCCUGGGGAGGAGGGGGUACAGAUUGUGGAGCUGCUGUUGCAUGCCAUCACCGAUGUGGACGCCAAGGCAUCCGACGAGGACACUUACAAGCCCGGCAAGCUGGACCUGCUGCCCUCAAGUCUGAAGCUCAGCAACGAGCCAGGCCCUCCUCAAGCCUACUACAGCACGGACACAGCCCUCCCCGAGGAGGGGGGCAGGACGGCUCUGCACGUGGCCUGCGAGCGGGAGGACGACAACAAGUGUGCCAGGGACAUAGUCCGGCUCCUUCUAUCCCACGGAGCAAAUCCUAACCUGCUGUGGAGUGGCCACUCCCCGCUCUCCCUGUCCAUUGCCAGUGGGAAUGAGCUGGUUGUGAAGGAGCUCCUGACCCAGGGAGCUGACCCCAACCUGCCCCUGACCAAAGGCUUGAGCAGUGCCCUGUGUGUUGCCUGUGACCUGACCUACGAGCACCAGAGGAACAUGGACAGCAAGCUGGCCCUGAUUGACCGACUCAUCAGUCACGGGGCCGACAUCCUGAAGCCUGUAAUGCUCAGGCAGGGGGAAAAGGAGGCGGUGGGCACAGCCGUGGACUAUGGCUACUUCAGAUUCUUCCAGGACCGGAGGAUUGCCCGCUGCCCCUUCCACACGCUGAUGCCGGCAGAGCGCGAGACGUUCCUGGCGCGGAAGCAGCUCCUGGAGUACAUGGGCUUGCAGCUACGGCAGGCUGUCUUUGCCAAGGAGAGCCAGUGGGACCCCACGUGGCUGUACCUGUGCAAGAGAGCGGAGCUGAUCCCCAGCCACAGGAUGAAGAAGAAGGGCCCCAGCCUGCCCAGGGGCCUGGAUGUGAAGGAGCAGGGGCAAAUUCCCUUCUUCAAGUUCUGCUACCAGUGUGGCCGCUCCAUCGGGGUCCGCCUCUUGCCCUGCCCUCGCUGCUACGGGAUCCUGACCUGCAGCAAGUACUGCAAGACCAAGGCCUGGACCGAGUUCCACAAGAAGGACUGCGGGGACCUGGUGGCCAUCGAUUCAGGCCACUUUUCCAACAUUUCCAGAUCGGCCUGUUGGGAGGUGGGCAUCGGGGCCACUGAGGCAGCCUGGCUCUUCCUCACCUACUGUGGCAGCAUAAUGCUUGUCCUCGUCCUGGAAGGGGACACCACCCCAUCCCUGCAGAGCUGGAACAUGGACCCCUGGGGGCUCUGCUGACAGCUGGGAGCUUCACUGAACUCCUAGGGGACUCUGCUGACAUCCAGAGGCUUCACUGACACCUGGGGGCUCUGCUGGUCACCAGUGCCUCUGGACCACAGGGCAGUUGGCCUUGGGGCUCCUUCAGGAAAUUUCCUCCCAGCCUGCCGUCUCAGAUGUCUGUCUUAGUGUGGACGUCAACAGGUGUCUGCUUCUAGAAACACUCUGGUCUCCCGCAAUCCCCUCCUCCCCUCCUUGGUGUGAACAGGGCCCGGUGCCGCAAGGGUGGCGGGCAUUGCCGAGGCUGGUGUGCGAAGCUGUGCAGUGGUGACCGCUCUCCUGGGACCUGGCUGGGUUCCCGGCCUGGUGGGGACGGGAGUGGGUCUGGGAAAGCCCCUGCCCUUAGGCCUGUGCCCUGAAGUGAAUGGCUGCCGACCUCCUUCCCCCUCCAUAAAAUGGGGCUUUUUGUUUUCUUUUGAGACGAAGUCUUGCUCUGUCGCCAAGUCUGGAGUGCAGUGGCAUGAUCUUGGCUCACUGCAACCUCCGCCUCCCCGGUUCCAGCGAUUCUCCUGCCUCAGCCUCCCGAGUAGCUGGGAUUACAGGCUAAUUUUUUGUAUUUUUAGUAGAGACGUGGUUUCACCGUGUUAGCCAGGAUGGUCUCGAUCUCCUGACCUGGUGAUCCACCCACCUCGGCCUCCCAAAGUGCUGGGAUUACAGGCAUGAGCCACCGCGCCCGGCCAAUGGGGCUUUUAAUAACAGGUGCCCUGGGUGAGGUCGCAGCUCCUUGGCUUGUAGACUCCAGGAUGGGACUUGGUGGGUGUGGCAGGCCCCUCUUUGAAGAGUCACGGCAGAUAGCCCUCAGUCCUUGCUGCAUCCCGACUCCUUGCCUGCAAAAGCGCUAGACAGAGCACAGUCCUCAGCCGCCCCACACAGCCCGAGUUCUGGAGCCAGGCCUGGGGGGAGGCCAGCUCCAGCCCCCUCUUCCCCCUCCCCACACCUUUUCCUCCUCCAGUGACACAACUGGAGCAAGUUUCCAGGAGGAGAGAAGAAUUUCAGUGAAGCAGCAGCUGCACGUCCGAGGCUUGGGGAGGACCCAGGACUGUGUGGGUUUCUUACCUGCCUGAGCCACCUCAGGGAAUCUUCCAGCCUAAUGCAGGCAUUUCUGCACCUUUGGGGUCAUGCUUUGUAGCAGUGUCUCCCUUGCGACCUUGCAAUAAAUUGGCCCCACGGGGUGAUUUUGACAGUC
Messenger RNA from Pan troglodytes (chimpanzee), 5418 nucleotides. It is a transcript of the gene ANKMY1, whose product is annotated as ankyrin repeat and MYND domain containing 1. The record is from RefSeq and is a predicted model, not a curated record. NCBI's taxonomy places the organism in Eukaryota, Metazoa, Chordata, Mammalia, Primates, Hominidae. The transcript has 20 exons. Gene Ontology annotation, molecular function: protein binding. Bases 972 to 4193 code for a protein of 1073 amino acids.